AUGGCCGAUUCUGAUCACCUGACAAAGAAGCCUCGGGUCAGCCUUGGCCUGAUGACAUUUGGUCCUCCAGGGUCCGAAGCUUACGGAACCAGAAUCACAUCUCUGGACGACUUCAAUCAAUGCUUAGACUGCUACCAGUCACGGGGCUACAACGAAGUUGACACAGCACGCACUUAUGUCAAUGGGCUUCAAGAAGCAUGGACUGAGGCUGCAAGGUGGCGCGAACGGGAGCUGGUCUUAGCAACGAAGUGGUACCCAUACGUCCCCGGAGAGCACUCUAGAGCGCAGGCUAACGAGAAUUUCGCAAAGAGCUUAAAAGAGUUAGGCACCGGCUGUGUCAAUAUCUUCUAUUUGCAUGCGCCUGACCGAUCUGUUCCAUUUCAGGAGACUUUGGAAGCUUGCAAUAAGCUGUAUCAAGAUGGUAAGUUUAAGCAAUUAGGCCUUAGCAACUACGCAGCUUGGGAGGUAGCUGAGAUAUGGAACAUCGCCGACCAGAAGGGCUGGAUCAAGCCAACUGUUUAUCAAGCAAUGUAUAACUGCUUAACUCGCACGAUCGAGGAGGAACUGAUCCCAUGCUGUCGAAAAUACAGCAUUGACAUCCUCAUCUAUAACCCAUUAGCCGGCGGUGUUCUCAGCGGCAAAUACCAGAGUAAAGAGAUUCCGGAAGAUGGUGGCUGA
Messenger RNA from Lithohypha guttulata, 678 nucleotides. RefSeq lists its product as uncharacterized. Gene Ontology annotation, molecular function: oxidoreductase activity. The record is from RefSeq and is a predicted model, not a curated record. The transcript has a single exon. Bases 1 to 678 code for a protein of 225 amino acids. NCBI's taxonomy places the organism in Eukaryota, Fungi, Ascomycota, Eurotiomycetes, Chaetothyriales, Trichomeriaceae.